AUGGCAUCUCAGUCGAACCAGGCCGGUGCUCAGAUCCCGCCCCAACCUCAACCGGCCGACUACUCGCUGCCAGGUGUCAUGCGCUACUUGCAAAACGAAUGGCAGCGUAAUGAGCGCGAUCGAAUCCAUUGGGAUUUAGAGCGCGCAGAAAUGAAGACUAGAAUAGCAAAACUUGAAGGCGAGAAACGUGGACUUCAACUUUUGGUUGAAAGUCAUGCCAAAAAGAUUGCCAUUUUAGAAUCCAGCAUUCGCAACAGAUCAAAAGAACAACCGGAAGUGUACGAUCCAUAUACAGAAUCGAAGGCUUUGCUCGAUAAAGAACUUUCCAUGAUUCAAAGUGCAGAAGUCGACCUUACUCCUAUAAUUGAAUCCCGCCAGUAUCUCGACAAGUGUAUUCAAGAAAUUGAGUAUCUGCUGCAGUCCUCGAACAUUAACUCCACAUCUGAAGGUCUAAACAAUGAUCAGCCCAUUGAUGGCAACAAUAACAACUCAAAUACCAACAGUAACAACAUCAACAACAUCAACAACAUCAACAACAUCAACAACAUUAAUAAUAAUAACAACAACAACAACAACAACUCAAACAUAUCUUCUUCAAAUAAUCAGUUCCCCACAGAAAGCCAGCCUUUACAGGAUUCCCAUACUGAAAAUACCAAUGGGUCCAGCAAACCCAAGUCCAAAUCUAAAGCUCUUGGUCCAUGGAAACCUUCUAAAAAGCUGACAGGCCACCUGGAUCUGGUGCGUGCUGUUGUUUUCUGCAGCGCUGACAAACUUGUGACAGGAUCGGACGACGGCACAAUCCGCUUGUGGAACAUUGGCGACAAGUCCAACACAAUAACAACAGCAAUUCAAACGCACCGUGGCCAUGAGGGCAACGUGACAUGUCUUGCGUACGACUCAAUCACUAAUACACUUUACUCGGGCGGUGAGGACCAAAAGAUUCGACUGUGGCGAAACUCCCAGGUCACGGAGAUUGCGUCGGUGGCAGGCCACCAGGACACGAUCUGGGCUCUGGCUCUUGAUGAAGGUUCGCGGCGGCUUGCCAGCGUGUCCAAGACUGGUAGCGCGUGCAUUUGGGACAUUUCUUCGGAUAUCGGUGCAUCACCCCUGUCUGUUAUCCGCUACAGUUCUUCUUCGGAGGAUGAUUCUCGUGAAGAUGCAGAUGACAGUAAUAGUUCUGGUAAUGAUGACAAGAGUUUUGCAUUCCCCACUGCGUUGUGCGUGGCUUUUGCCAAUGCAGGUGCCCAUAUUCUUGUUGGCUAUGACAAUUCAAAGAUGAUUAUGUACAAUGUCAGCACAGGCAAAAAGGUUCGUACAUUUGUUCCUGGCGGUGACAGCAAGGCUCGCAAGCGUGCACGCAAGCGAGCAUCUGGAGGAUCACAACGAGGCGAAGAAGACAAGGUUGAUGACUUGGAUGAGGGCGAUGAUAAGAGUCCUGGAAUUGAGCAUGGCGGGGUUUACGGAAUUGCACUCAGCGACGUGACAGGGCAGGCAGUGGCUGUUUACUGGGACGGUACGGCGCGCACGUUCAGCCUUGCGUCGGGCGAGGAGCUGGGCACGUGGAUGGUGCACGCGGGUAACGGGUGCAGUGUAGCUAUGUCGCCUUCUGGCCGCGAGCUGCUAACGGGUGGAUCCGAGGGCACACUUAAGUUCUGGACGCUUGGAGGUACAAGUACACGGGCUGAAUGGACGUUAACCCAACAGAUUGAGCGGGCACAUGAUGACAAGGCACGCGAGGGGGUUUUACAAGUAACUUGGUAUGCAGGCAAGGAAGGUUCCGAGUUUGCUGAUCGGUUAUGUGCAAGUGCUGGAGGUGAUGCACUUGUCAAGAUUUAUCAACGAGACUAUUUUACAUUAUAG
Molecule: messenger RNA, 1860 nt
Organism: Magnusiomyces paraingens
Lineage: Eukaryota; Fungi; Ascomycota; Dipodascomycetes; Dipodascales; Dipodascaceae
Exons: 4
Coding region: 1-1860 (619 amino acids)
Molecular function (GO): protein binding
Source: RefSeq, a predicted model, not a curated record